Molecule: messenger RNA, 2382 nt
Organism: Cyprinus carpio (common carp)
Lineage: Eukaryota; Metazoa; Chordata; Actinopteri; Cypriniformes; Cyprinidae
Gene: atp8b3
Product: ATPase phospholipid transporting 8B3
Exons: 20
Coding region: 1-2187 (728 amino acids)
Biological process (GO): phospholipid translocation; Golgi organization
Cellular component (GO): plasma membrane
Molecular function (GO): ATPase-coupled intramembrane lipid carrier activity
Source: RefSeq, a predicted model, not a curated record
AUGGAAAUACAAGGUGGAAAUUUAGCUGUUAUGUGCAUAUUUCAUUUACAGUGUGUUCCUAUAAUUGCCACCAUCCCUUGGUACAGCACUAUGCUUCCUUUGCUGUUUGUUCUGCUUGUGCGUGGGUGUAAAGAUCUAGCCACAGACUUGGGCCGACGACGUAGUGAUGGACAAAUUAACCGGCGCCCAUGUGACAUUCUUACUCCUGAGGGCUUCAAAACUGUUAAGUGGAAAGAUGUCCGUGUUGGUGACAUUCUCCAGGUUCAUAAGGACCAGGUCAUACCUGCAGAUUUGCUCCUCCUUUGCAGCACUGAGCCACACAGCCUUUGCUACGUAGAAACCGCAGACAUCGAUGGAGAAACCAACUUGAAGUUUCGCCAGGCUCUGAGUGCCACUCAUACUGAGCUGAAUGGAGAUUCGGUUAAGCAAAACCUGGCAGCUUUUGAUUGCUCGGAUAGUAAAAUUCUGCAAAACUGUGGAAAACUGAAACUGAAGAAUACUCAAGUGGAAAUGCUACUAAACAAAACUGUGUUGGUGAUUCUGCUGUUCAUGAUAACAACAGCUCUUCUCCUGGCUGUGGGCGCUGGUCUUUUUGAGUAUAGGGUUCCCCUCAGUAACUGGCAGCGUGAUUCGUCUCCUCCCUACCUGGGCUUCAUCACCUUCUGGGGCUACAUCAUUUUGCUUAGUCCUUCUAUGCCCAUGUCUCUUUAUAUAACAUUUGAAGUGAUCCACAUGGUGCACUGUCUCCUGAUUGGAUGGGAUAUUGAGAUGUACUGGGAGGACAAUAACAGCCCCGCUCAGGCCCGUACAACCACCCUGAAUGAGGAAUUGGGUCAGGUGGGCCACCUGCUCAGCGACAAGACCGGCACUCUAACACAAAACCGCCUGCUUUUUCGUCAGUGCUUCAUUGCCGGACACAUUUAUGGUGACAUGUCAAAGGAACUAAAGCCGCUAGACUUAAGCUGGAACCGGUUUUCCUGUGGUGGACUGAAGUUUUCCGACCAGCGGUUGGUUGACAAGCUGCGUGAACGGAGCAGCCCUGAGUGCCAAGAGUUCUUCACAGCUCUGGCCCUUUGCCACACUGUCAUGAGCGAGUGGAGGGAUGGUUUGCCUCAUUACCAGGCUGCCUCUCCGGAUGAGGAAGCUCUGGUGUGUGCAGCGCGGGAGCUCGGCUGGGUGUUUCUCUCCCGUACACGAGAAACCCUCACCAUCAGUGAGAUGGGCCUCACACGAAACUAUCAGCUCCUGGCCCUCCUGGACUUCACCAGCAAGAGGAGACGCAUGUCAGUACUGGUGCGAGACCCUGGAGGACAGUUGAAGCUGUACUGUAAAGGUGCAGAUAUUGUUGUUCUGGAAAGGCUUCAAAGGGACUGGCCACUUCAGGAGAGCACCGAGAGAGCUCUAGAGCUGUUUGCUCAGGGCUGUCUGAGGACUCUGUGUGUGGCGGUGCGCUCGGUUCCUGAAGCCCUGUGGACGGAGUGGAGCCGCACCCUCAGUCAGGCGGGCACAUCGACGGGAAACCAGGAGACCGUGCUCGAAGAGAUAUAUGAUCAAAUGGAAAAAGACUUAACGCUGUUGGGCGUGACUGCCAUUGAGGAUCGUCUCCAAGAAGGUGUCCCCGAGACCAUCGCCACCCUGCGGAGGGCGGGACUGAAGGUGUGGGUGCUGACGGGAGACAAAACAGAAACGGCUGUGAAUGUGGGAUAUGCCUGCAAACUUAUGGAUCCAGACACGAUCCUUAUUCAAGGGGAGGAGCUUAGGCAGCUUCUAGAGUCUCCUUCUCCAGAUGUUCAUGUCAUGUCUAAAGAGCCGGAGGUUUGGAUCACAGACAGGAGAGCAGUGAAGAGCAAAGCAGCGCUAGUUGUUUCGGGUCCUGAACUGGCAGAAAUGACCAAAGCGCCAGAAUGGGGGGCAAAGUUUGUUGCUCUGUCUGAUCAGUGCCAGUCUGUAUUGUGCUGUCGUGUCACACCGGCACAAAAAGCAGAAGUGGUGGAGAUGGUCAGGAAGCAUUCGACUUCGAUUACAAUGGCGAUAGGCGAUGGUGCCAACGAUGUCAACAUGAUCAAGACGGCACAUAUAGGUGUUGGUCUUUGUGGUGUGGAGGGCAGUCAGGCGGUGCAGAAUGCAGCUUUCGCUCUGGCACAGUUCAGCUUUCUUCGCAGGCUGCUGCUGGUACACGGGCACUAGUCAUAGUACCGCAUCUGCAUCUUUCUGCACUAUUUCCUCUACAAAACCACUGUUUUUGGUCUGGUGCACAUUUGGUAUAGUUUCUACAAUGGCUUUAGUGCUCAGCCUAUGUAUGAGAGCUGGUUUAUUAGCCUCUACACAACAAUGUACACAUCCCUUCCUAUACAGUGUGUGGGUUUCUUUGAACAGGUAAGC